AUGUAUACAACGGCGUCAGUGUUCCUGGCCACUCUAUCGCGAGUAGGAGUGACCCACAUUUUCGCGAACUGGGGAAAUGACCAUCCUGCCUUCCUCGAAGAGCUGGAGAGGCAGCGGGCAGAGGAAGGGAAACCUCUGCUGGAUGUCGUGACAUGCCCAAACGAGAUGGUAGCGCUGAGUGCAGCGCAAGGGUAUGCGUCUGUCACAGGGAAGCCCGCAGCGGUGAUUGUACAUGUCGAUGUCGGGACGCAGGCCCUGGCCGGUGCAGUACACAAUGUGGAUAAAGGCCAGGCCCCCGUCAUCAUCUUUGCAGGGGCAUCACCAUUCUCCGUGAGCGGUGAGCUCAAAGGCUCGAAGAACGAGUGGCCUAUGUGGGGACAGGAUGUACCGGACCAACCUGCUAUCGUGCGACAAUAUAUGCGACACACUGCCCAGAUCAUGAGUGGCAAAACUACCGCGAAGCAACUUAUGCGCGCAUGGCAAUUCGCGACAAGUGGGCCUCAGGGACCGGUCUAUUUGUGGGCAAGACGCGAAACAUUGCAAGAGGAAGUCAGCGAUGCGAUAUUCAAGUCACAGCUAGAUCUCACAAAGUGGCCUAGUAUCCAGCCCGGGGGGCUGUCGCCAAUCGCUGUGGAGCGAAUUGUUGGAGCGCUAUCGUCAGCAAAUUUCCCUCUCAUCAUCGCCGCCAAUUCUGGUCGCAAUCCUCGCACUGUGCCGCUUUUGACCGCUCUCUGCCAAUUGCGCUCUAUUGCAGUGUAUACAUCCGUCUGUGCAGCCCUAUGUAUCCCCCACAAUGAGCCGUACCUCAUCGGCUCGUCGGUCGAUGGUAAAAACGCUUUCCUCGAGUUAGCCGACGUCGUCAUCCUGCUCGAAGUCGGUGUACCUUGGAUUGAAGCCACGGGCACCAAACUUCGCGACGGCGCCCGGGUGUUCAUUAUCGACUCGGACCCACUGAAGCACAACUAUGGCUGGUCGCACGUCGAUGCCGAGAUGAUCUGCACUGCAGAUGCAGAGACUGCACUCGGGCAGCUCGUCGAUGCCAUCCGCACAGCCGACCUGUCCGCUGCUAACACACAGGUCGUGGCCCAGGUAGCCGAGCGCCGCACGCGCAUCCAGGCCUUGCACGACAAGUGGAUGAGCGACCUUGCCGCCGCUGAGGCCGUGCAGAGCGUGGCAGGUGGUAUACCUUCCGUGCACUUCAUCCUCGGCGCUCUGCGAGACGCGGUCGUGUCGCAGACGCCGAGCCGCGGUGAGAAGGUGCUCUGGCUGAACGAGGCGAUCAGCAAGCACGGCGAAGUUUGGAAUCAUAUACAGCCCGUGCACCCCGGCAGCAUGAUCACGUCAGGGGCAUCGAGCCUCGGCUGGGCGCUCGGCGCCGCAGUGGGAGCUCGUCUCGGCGCGCAGGUGGCUGGGAUCGACUAUGACCUGGUGGCUGCCGUAGUUGGCGACGGGACCUUUCUGUUCGGCGUACCCAGCACGGCGUACUGGAUGGCGAGGAGGUACAACACGCCUUUCUUGACGGUGAUCUUUAACAACGGAGGUUGGGCAUCCCCACGCGCGUCAUUGCUAGGCAUGCACCCUGACGGGUUAGGGAGCAAGGUAUCCGGGCGGCAGCUUUCCGUAGGGUUUGGCCCGGAGCCAGAGAUGCCAGACUAUGCUCAGAUCGCGGUCGCUGCCGGUGGCGCAUGGGGGCGCCGCGUCGAGCACGCAGAUGAGAUCCGCGCGGUGCUCGAGGAGGCAGUCCGGGUCGUAGUGCAAGAGAAAAGAAGUGCAGUGGUAGAUUGUGUCAUCGAGCAGAUCUAA
Molecule: messenger RNA, 1803 nt
Organism: Postia placenta MAD-698-R-SB12
Lineage: Eukaryota; Fungi; Basidiomycota; Agaricomycetes; Polyporales; Adustoporiaceae
Exons: 7
Coding region: 1-1803 (600 amino acids)
Biological process (GO): L-valine biosynthetic process
Cellular component (GO): acetolactate synthase complex; mitochondrion
Molecular function (GO): acetolactate synthase activity; thiamine pyrophosphate binding; flavin adenine dinucleotide binding
Source: RefSeq, a predicted model, not a curated record